AUGGAUCACUUCCCCGGAACCUGGGGCCGCCCCCGGAACGACGUCUACGGCGCCUACGACCACUCAUACCUUCAUACCACCGGCCCUAAGACACACACAUCUUCCCCUGCCGUGACAGGAACGUCUGUGAUUGGCGUUAAGUUCAAUGGCGGUGUCGUCUUGGCUACCGACAACCUAGCUUCCUACGGCUCCCUCGCACGAUUCACCGAUGUUAAGCGUCUACGUACCUUUGGCGAAAACGCGGUUGUUGGAUUCGGCGGAGAUGUCUCUGACAUGCAAUACAUUGAUCGCCUGCUCGAAUCCAUGGAUAUUCGAGAAAAUUACUCCUCCCACGGGAACAUGCUCAAUGCCAAAAAUCUACACACCUACCUCGCCAAGGUCUUCUACAAGAGACGUUCCGAAUUCAACCCACUAUGGAACCACGUCCUUGUUGCAGGGUUCGACGGGGAAGGGAAACCAUUCCUCAGCUCUGCAGAUCUGCUGGGCACCACGUUCUCAGGUCCCCACCUUGCCACUGGGUUCGGUGCUCACCUGGCUGUUCCAAUUCUACGACGAUUGUUUCCUGAGGAGAGGCCCAUCGAGGAUAUUAGUAAGGAGGAGGCGGUCUCUGCUUUGAAGGACUGCUUGAAGGUGCUCUUCUACCGAGACGCACGCAGUAUCGAUAAAUACUCCAUAGCCGUCAUCACCAAGGAUGGCAUUGAUUUGAAGGAGGAUGAGCAGAUCGAGAACCAGAGCUGGGCUUUUGCUGAACGGAUCAAGGGAUACGGUGCCCAGACGAAGUAA
Messenger RNA from Penicillium chermesinum, 783 nucleotides. It is a transcript of the gene pre4, whose product is annotated as proteasome core particle subunit beta 7. Gene Ontology annotation, cellular component: proteasome core complex. Bases 1 to 783 code for a protein of 260 amino acids. Lineage: Eukaryota; Fungi; Ascomycota; Eurotiomycetes; Eurotiales; Aspergillaceae. The transcript has 3 exons. The record is from RefSeq and is a predicted model, not a curated record.